Molecule: messenger RNA, 3033 nt
Organism: Polypterus senegalus (gray bichir)
Lineage: Eukaryota; Metazoa; Chordata; Cladistia; Polypteriformes; Polypteridae
Gene: ercc4
Product: excision repair cross-complementation group 4
Exons: 11
Coding region: 46-2778 (910 amino acids)
Biological process (GO): nucleotide-excision repair involved in interstrand cross-link repair; resolution of meiotic recombination intermediates; double-strand break repair via homologous recombination
Cellular component (GO): nucleotide-excision repair factor 1 complex
Molecular function (GO): single-stranded DNA endonuclease activity; single-stranded DNA binding; damaged DNA binding
Source: RefSeq, a predicted model, not a curated record
UUCCUUGUCACGUGAUGAGGUCGGUGUGGGUCUUCCGGAAGCACGAUGGCGGCUCCCUUGUUGGAGUACGAGACGCAAAUAUUCCUCGAUUUGUUCGGCUCCGACGGGCUUUUGGUGACGGCGGAGGGCUUGGGUCUCGACCGUAUCCUUCUAAAUUUUCUUCGACUUUAUUCCGACGCGGAGAACCUGGUGCUGCUGCUGAACACCGGGGUGGCAGAGCAGGAAUUCUUCAUCGAGCAGCUCCGGGCCGAGGGUGUGAAUCAUCUCCCCCGUGUCGUCACCAACGAGGUCCCCAGCGGUGAGCGCUAUGACGUGUACACACAAGGAGGGGUGCUCUUCGUCACCAGCCGCAUCCUCGUGGUGGACUUUCUCACGGACCGGAUUCCUGCCCACCUCAUCACUGGUAUCCUGGUCUACCGCGCACACAAGAUCAUUGAGUCAUGCCAGGAAUCCUUCAUCCUGCGCCUCUACAGGCAAAAGAACAAGACAGGAUUCAUCAAGGCGUUCACGGACAAGGCCGUGGCAUUUAGCUCUGGCUUUUGUCAAGUCGAAAGAGUCAUGAGGAACCUCUUUGUGAAGAAGCUUCUCCUGUGGCCGAGAUUUCACGCGGCCGUGAACUCCUGCCUGGAGAGACACAAGCCUGAAGUGGUAGAGCUGCACGUGUCCCUGACGCCAGCCAUGACAGCCAUCCAGACUUCCAUCCUGGAUAUUAUGAAUGCCUGUCUGAAGGAGCUCAAGCGCUUCAACCCAGCCCUGGAAGUGGAGGACUUGUCACUGGAGAGCGCCCUGGGCAGGUCCUUUGAGAAGGUCAUCCGUCAUUACCUUGACCCUUUGUGGCACCAACUGGGCAUGAAGACAAAGUCUCUAGUGCAGGACUUGAAGAUCCUCAGGACGCUGCUUCUUUACCUCACACAGUAUGACUGCGUCACUUUCCUGAACCUGCUGGAGUCUCUCCGAACGAGUGAGAAGGCUUUUGGACAGAACUCUGGGUGGCUGUUCCUGGAUUCCAGCACUUCCAUGUUUGUGAACGCCAGAUCUCGGGUUUAUCGCAUCCCGCAGUCGCUUACAGGAAAAAAGCCUGGACCUGCAGGAUAUAAAGACCAAAUUACAAGUGGAAACUCAGAAGUGAAACGGGAGCUGGUUUUAGAGGUUAACCCCAAAUGGGAGGCACUAUCUGAAGUCCUGAAGGAGAUUGAGCGGGAGAAUAAGGAAGCGGAGCUGGAGCCAGGACGUGUUCUUAUCUGCGCCAGUGAUGACCGGACCUGUGCUCAGCUGAGAGAGUUUGUGGUACGAGGACCUGAGGCUUUACUCACCAGGCUGUACAACCGAACCUUUGGGAAAAAUGAUGCGGCGCAAGACCUAAGCAAGGACGGGAAAGGCAGAAAGCCCCAAGGGAAAGGACAAUCGGACAAAGCUGCGAAGGCCAAGAAACCGAAACUGCAGUCCAAGGGAAAGCUGAAGUCGCUGAAGCCUCCGGAACUGACCUUGACGCAGAUGGUCGACAAGAUGGAUCCAGGUGAAGAGGCAGAGAGGGGAGUGGAGCCUAUCGAUGAAAUUGGGAAUAUCGUUGAAGAAGAUGAAGAGGAGGAGGAACAAGAACUAGAGGAAGUUUUACUUAAUCUUUCAUCUGAUUCUUACUAUGGCAUUCUGAAGGAGCCGUUGACUGUCAUUCAUCCGCUGCUGGGGUGUAGCGACCCCUACAGCCUCACACGAGUACUGCAUGAAGUGGAGCCCCGCUAUGUUGUCCUGUAUGAUGCAGAGCUGUCUUUUGUGCGUCAGUUGGAAGUGUAUAAGGCAAAUCGCCCAGGAAAGCCUCUCAGAGUUUACUUCCUAAUUUACGGCGGCUCUACCGAGGAGCAGAGAUACCUGACCACACUGCGAAGAGAAAAGGAGGCCUUUGAACAUUUAAUCAGGGAGAAAGCAAGCAUGGUUGUUCCAGAGGAGAGGGAGGGCCGUGGAGAUACAAACCUGGAUCUGCUCCGAGAUGCCACGCCGGCCAAUGCCACCACGGACACUCGCAAAGCAGGUGGACAGGAAGGUAAAGGGGAAGCCGCACGGGUGAUUGUGGACAUGCGGGAAUUCCGUAGUGAACUGCCUGCCUUGCUCCAUCGUCGCGGUUUGGACAUAGAGCCCGUCACGCUGGAUGUAGGGGACUACAUCCUGUGUCCAGACACCUGUGUGGAGCGCAAAAGCAUCAGCGACCUGAUUGGCUCUCUUAACAACGGACGGCUGUACACUCAGUGCCUGUCCAUGUCGCGCUUCUACCGACGGCCCGUUCUGCUCAUCGAGUUUGACCCAAGAAAGCCUUUCUCCCUGACCGCGAGAACCGACAUCCGCCAGGAGAUCUCGGCCAACGACAUCACCUCCAAGCUGACGCUCCUCACCCUUCAUUUCCCACGACUACGUCUUCUCUGGUGCCCAUCGCCUCACGCUACCGCCGAACUGUUUGAGGAGCUGAAAAGGAACCGACCUCAGCCAGAUGCCACAGCUGCCAUGGCCGUCACCGCUGAAUCGGAAACAGUCCCAGAAUCCUCGGACCUCUAUAAUCCAGGGCCGCAGGACUUUCUGCUAAGGAUGCCUGGCAUCAGUGCCAAGAACUGCAGAGCACUCAUGAGCAAAAUCCACAGCCUGGCAGACCUUGUAACCCUGAGUCAGGAAAAGCUGGCAGAGAUCUUGGGAAAUGCCAUCAAUGCACGUCUGCUGCAUGAGUUUAUACACAAUCCAGGUACUCAGAUGGCAGUGCCCAAAAACAGGAAGGAGGGUAAGGGAAAGAGAUAGCUGGCAGCAUGGACCAGCUCCAUGAUAGGUCAACCUGUGAAUUUUGAACUGAUUGAUCUGAAUGGAGUGAUGGAAAAGCGCAAGAGGCGUCCCCAUCACAUCCACGGACCCCAUUCAUCAUACUGUGGAGUAGACAAAUUGAGAUCUGGGGCUCAGGGGCUGAAAAAUCUCUCUAGUUUUGUACUGUAAAUUAUAAAUGGAAGAGCAAACUUUUUAACAUGGCAUAAAAUAAAUUAUAUGAGCUAUGCAGGCAAA